Molecule: messenger RNA, 8391 nt
Organism: Physcomitrium patens
Lineage: Eukaryota; Viridiplantae; Streptophyta; Bryopsida; Funariales; Funariaceae
Product: mediator of RNA polymerase II transcription subunit 12
Biological process (GO): regulation of transcription by RNA polymerase II
Cellular component (GO): mediator complex
Molecular function (GO): transcription coregulator activity
Source: RefSeq, a predicted model, not a curated record
UUUGCCCACAGGAAGGAGAGAGACCGUGAGAGCCUUGUCAACGCCUCAACGGACCAUCGAUCGAUCGCCCAUGCUUGCGGGCUAGCUACCCCCCCACCUCCUGCCCCUUCCCUUCCCUUCCGGGUAUUGUGACGACGGGCUUUCCAUGCGUGCUUUCCGACGUUCUGGCGUUUUUUCGCGGGGAGUUGCGGGUGAAGGCGCGGCGUGGAGGAUGUUUGGUUGGUCGGUCCGGAGAAGUUAAGAAUGUGGAUGGCGAGGGGUUGGAGUGCAGAUUGGACGAGGUAUAGCGUGUGAGAGGGUUUGCGGGGAUAGAUUGUACUGGACUGGGGUUGAUCUGACCGAUUUUCUAGCUGAGGAGCAAUCAUCGCGGGUCGUUGAUACUUUUGUCCGUUGCGGCACACGAGGUUACGAGGUUUUGAGGUUUGUAUGAGGCAUGUGAGGUUUGGUUCGAUGUCUCGGAGUUUUCGGCGGGCAUUCAGCUGUGGUGAAAAGAGGACCGGAGGCUUGUUGGGAGGGCUUAGAGCUGUUGAGGCGAUUUGGCUAUGAGAGAGGCGGAUUGAGGUGGCAAUAACGCGGGAAUGGCUGUGCAAAUUUAGGGUCAGAGAGGUGUGAGUCAGGAGUUUAAGGUUUUGAUGUUUGGCAUUUGAGCUGGAAGCAUACGUUUUCUCGUGGUUUGUGUGUGGAGCCGGUUGAAGUUGUUGGUAUCGCGUGGUGGUGGUGGUGGUGGAAGGGAAUACAUGGAAGUUACAGGGGGACGUUCAUUUACAGGAUUAGCGUAGAGGAAGAGCCUAUGGAGGAUGAAGAUUUGAUUUUCAGAUUCUAGAAUAGGAAAAUAGCAACUUUUAGGGAGUAGAAGCGAUUGCAGAUGUUGGUGGACACAGCGGCAGUCUUCUAUUGAUUUGCCAUGCUGCCGAAGAGUAGAGGAAAAAAUGUAAUUAGAGGGAAGAGAGGAGCUUGCUGGAGAGAAUUGAAAACAGGGUGGGGUGACUGUAGCAGAAGGAGCGUUAGCAGCAUGCAGUCAGGACGGUGCAGGAAGCAGUAGGGAAGGAUGCACCGUUACCCUGCUGCUGCCGGGGGCAGCAGCAGUGGUGGUCCUGGUGGAGGUGGCCCUCCUCCUGCUCGCUCCUCUGAUCCUUCCUUUCAGAAUUCAUCUAACUUCACUUUCGCUUCUCGGCGUGCAGUACCACUUCAGCCCUACAAAUUGCGUUGCGAAAGGGAGCCCCUAAGUGCUCGACUGGGGCCACCAGAUUUUUACCCUCCAACACCUAAUUGUGCCGAGGAGAUUCUGAACAGGGACACUACUGUAAAUGGUUAUAAAGAGCUUAUUGCCGGCGUUGAGGAAAAUAGAGAAUCCUCGCUGAGUUUAACUGAUAGUGAUGCCUUAUGGGCCAAGCCUAAUGUGAAUCGUUAUAAAGAGUCUAUUCGAAAGCGGUUAAGGGAGCUCAGUAUUGCACUAAUUCGGAAACGUAAGGCUGGUCAAGUUUAUGGUGUUCCACUUUCUGGCAAUUUGUUAGCAAAAUCUGGGGUUUUUCCAGAGCAUCGCACCUGCGGAGAAGACUUCAGAAAGAAAUGGAUUGAGGACCUGUCACAGAGGAAGAGACUUCGAGCUCUGGCCGAACAUGUCCCGCAUGGUUAUCAAAGACGCACCAUCUUUGAGGCACUUAUUAAGCAUGACGUUCCUCUACUUCGAGCUACUUGGUUCAUCAAAAUCAUUUACCUUAACCAGGUCAAACCCAUGUCCAUUGGAAUGUCGGCAGGAGGUCCUGACAAAUCACAGUCAAAGCGAGUGGAACUGUGGACCAAGAAUGUGUUGGAGUAUACUCAGUCGUUGCUGGACGACCUAUGCCAGACCGGAGGUGCUUCAGGAUCACACUCUCAGAUCCUGUCUGUAAGAGGCGACUCCGUUGAGAACGAGCCUGAUUUGCUUGCGAAAUGGCGGUAUAUUGUGGGCUUGGCACAGUGGCAUUACACUGAAGGGCUUCUUAAUCGGACUCAAGUUGUUGACUGGGCUUUGAAGCAACUUCAGGAAAAGGAGAGUGUGGAGGCUCUAGAGCUUCUUCUACCGAUAUUGCUUGAACUCGUCGACGGCAUAUCUAUGUCUCAAACACACUCACGGAUGCUUGUUGAAUUAUGUCUUCAAUGGCUCCGUAAGCUCUAUCCGUUAGGGCACGUGCCUAGCAUUGGUGAUAAUUCACGAAACAAUCGGGUAGCCGACACAUUAGUGAAGCUGCUGCAAUAUCUCGUUCUUGUCAUUCCUGACACCUUCGUUGCAUUGGAUUGUUUUCCUUUGCCCCAGUGUGUUAGCUUGGGUGGCAGUGAAAGCUCAGCCAUUGAAAGUUCAUCCAACGAUCUUGGCAGGGUGAACUCUGUUGUCGAAGAUCGGUCUAUCAUGUAUGCAAAGGGAAAGAGAAAGACAUAUUCUGAGGUUGGGGUUGUCGAAUCAGUGGAUCUUAUUCAGAAACGUACUGCGUCUUUAGCAAGUGCAGUGAGUCCUACUCUGUUGCGGAACAAUGAAGGGAAAAUUGUUCAAGCUCUGGACAAAGCUUUGGAGAAAGGAGACAUUGCAGGUGCCUACCGAAGUGUCUACGAUGACGAAUUCUGCAGUAGUGAUAAUUUACCAGCUGAUUGGCGAGCAGAUGUCACCUCUCGCACUGCUUUCAAUCUUUCUGGCCCAGUUAAUCCAUCAGAGCUGUAUCCAGUACGAUUCUUGUGCGAGUGGGCUGUUUGUGAUUUUCGAGACUGCCGAGGCAUUGUAAGCAAAACGAUACGGAAACAAAGUGCAUGCAGGGACAUGUCACGUGUGUAUGUGGCCGUCUCAGUCUUACGGAUGAGGUUAGCAGAAAUGGACUCGAAGAUUGGUCCUCACUCUCCAGACACCAGGUUGCCAGAACAUUUCGACAGCUGCGAUCCUUUGUCUCGUGGUGGUUUGCCAGUACAUGUUCGGAACAGAAAGAGCAAGAAAGGGCAAGCUGUACAUGCACCAAUGGACCACUCUGUUGAAUUCAGCAGUGGCAACUUUUCGGCGCUGCAUAAUCAUUCUCAUAACUCGAUAGCAAUACAUGACUUGAUAUAUGCUUGGUUGGAUCAACAUGAACUUUGGCAAGGAGAUAGUUCAGAUCGGCUACCCUUGCUUCUUUCUGAACUCGUUAGAGAGGGUUUGUUUAGUCCAGAAGCUUACGUUAGGCAGCUGCUCUGCAAUGGAGUUCUGGACAGGCAGUCUACUGCUACAGAGGUAGCUCGAGCAUCACGACACAGACAUGUAUUGCAGCAGUUACCAUUCCCAGGAGGGUUGAUUGGUGAUGCUGUCAGUAAUAUCGACUCCAGGCAGUCUGUGGCCUUCCGAAUGUAUCGAAUCGAGCGCCGGCUAGCACUAGAUGGUCUGGGGAUUCGACGGCAUGAACAACAUAUCCAGGGAACAGGAGCUACCGGAUCUAUUGUUCGAAGAGAGGGUUCGAAAGGUUCUGAAUCUAGGCCCUCUGUGCACGAGUUUCGAGAUAGGAAGAAACGUCAGAAGCGAAAUUUUAUGAUUGCAGAACUUAAACAGCUCAUCGCAAUCAAUCUUCAAUUGCCUGAGUAUUCUUUUAGAAUGGUUGCAAAGCAACUAGAAAUGAAGGUAGGGGUUGGAUCAAGGGGCUCCAAAAGGUUUUCGUACAACAAUAUGGGAACUAGGGAUGCUACUCCAGGUUGUGAGGAAUGUAGCCGGGCAAAACGACAAAAAACAGCAGAAGGAAAAGAGUGGAUUGCCACUGGGUCUAUGACUCCCUUAGAAGAUGAGGAUGAAAAUUGGUGGUUCAAGAAAGGGCCACAAAAGGUUGUUGAAAAUCCCAUUAAAUUGGAACCUCCUGUGAAAGUUGCUCCCAAACAAACCACCAGAGGACGGCCAAAGCCUGUCCGCAAAACUCAAAGUCUUGCUCAAAUGGCUACGAAUCGGCUUGAUAGCAAUCUGGGAGCAUCAACCACACAUGUGUUGGAACCCAAAAUCAGCUGCCCAAUACAUCACUCAAGUCUGGAGGGUGGAACUGCAGCUCAAUUGAAAACUAGUCAUUAUUCGAAAAUGACAGGUGAUUUGCGUGCUAUUGGAGAGGCUAUGAAGCGUCUCAGAGUAGUAGAGAAUCAGAUGAUUGUAAGCUGGCUGGAUAGCCAACUGCGAAGCAUUUUGACAAAUCAAGGGAUCACAUCUCCAUCUUUGCAAGGAGACCGCAGAUUGGCAAAUGGCGGAGUCUCUAACACUGAUUCUGCAGACCCAGGAACAUGGAGGCUAGGAGAAGAACAAUUUUCGAUUAUUGUGUACAUUAUGGAUGUUGGUAACGACCUCCACACGCUGAUGCAGCUUUUGCUUUGGCUUCUGCCUAUUUCUGGGACUAUUUCGUCCCCGUCUGUCAUCCAUGUAAACCACGGAAUCCCUGCUUAUGUUGGAAGCAGAGAUGGCUCCUCUUGUGCUGUGGGAGAAACAGCCUUAUUAUCGUGUCUUCAAAGGUAUGAAGGUGUUCUGGCGUCCAUGGAUAUGCUUCCACAAGCUUUGUCUGCAGUUGUGCAACGAGCUGCAAAUGUAAUGGCAGCCGUACCUGGAGGUAGAGCUGGAUGCUCUGCGCUUUUGUGUUACGUCCGGGAUCUUUUGCGGAAGUAUGGAAGCCUUGCCAAUGUACAAGCUUGGGAGAAAAGUUGGAAAGCUUCUUGUGACCAACGCCUUCGGGCUGAACUCGAAGCUUUGAAAGGUGACACUGAAGGUGGAUUUGGGCUGGUCAGCAGUAUGGGUGAUGAUAGAGAUGAUCCUGUUCCGCCUCGUCUGACAGGGCGUCUUGUACGAUAUGGAAAUGCAAUGAAGGAGAUUAUUCAGCGAAGUGCCGAUGCCAUAACACAGAUUAUCAUCAAUAAAGAACGGGAUGUGGGAGGGGAACCCGUGGAAGACGUGCUUCGUCAUGGUCACACGCUUUUAGUGGGUGUGAUGAAUAUUAUAAAACAGAACAGUGGUGGCGUUUCUCAAAAUGAUGUUGCGCUUUUGGCCAAUGCGGUAUCCACCAUUGUCAACCAUGCAGGUCAAAGUGUGGCCAAUGUUUUGGAAAACUUGGGCUAUAACGCCCCUGGAGAAACUACUGCAACUGCAUUGUCUGCUUUACAGGCUGGGCGCCGAACAUUGCAGUUUUAUGUUUAUUGCCUGCAUUUAUUGAAGGGUGCUGUUGAUGACCGCACAUUCCGUAUGCUUGAAGUGGCCAUAGCGAAUGAAGCAAAUACAAUUGUGCAGGCUGGAGUAGGCCAUUUUCCAGGAAGAGCACCUCGGUCUCAAUUUCAUUUGUCGCCUGAAACUCCAGACACCAACUCGACCUUAGCAAGUGAUCCCGGAGGCACCCUUGGGCGGCCUACCAUGGCAGCUUCAGCAGUUCUUGCAUUAGUUACAGGUCUGGUGGUCAACGGGGUAACUACCCUUGAGCGCAUGGUGUCUGUAUUGCGUGUGAAGGAUGGUUUAGAGAAUAUGUAUCUUCAGAAGUCUGGAAGUUUGAACUCAAACGGCAAAGUGAGUAGUAUGGGGGGUAACGCAAAGACCGAGAGUGUGCCAGAAGCACAUAUUCAUUGGUUUCGUGUACUAAUUGGAGAUUGUCGAACUGUACUAGAAGGACUAGUUGCAGAUUUACUCGGUGAACCAGCAGUGUUGGGUUUGGCACGUUUGCAAAGAUCUCUGGCUCUCGUGACUGUUUUUCCUCCUGCAUAUGCUAUCUUUUCAGUUGCCUUGAGGAGGCAGCAAACUAUUUUUGUGAACAACAUGAGCCGUGAGGAGGCUAUAAUUCAGGCAGUUACAGUUGCAGGCAAUGAUGUGGUCGCUCACGAACCAUUUCGUGACGUAUGUUUACGGGAUACUACCUCACUCUACCGCUGUCUUUCGGGCGACUCAGGAGACUCGAAGUAUGCAGCCAUGCUUGACGUGCAGGGUUUUGAGUUAUAUAAGAAAGUUUCAGCAAUGGUACCGCUACGUGCCCGUCUCUUCUUGCAUGCUCUGUUGGACCGGAAAAUGCCAGAGGACGACACGCGGAGUCAAAAUCGGUCUCAUACGUCAAACGGACCCGGACAAAUUGAACAAGUUGUUCAGGUUCUGGAUGAACUUCAGGCUGCCACAUUUCAUUGGCAGUGGAUAGAGCUGCGUCUACUUUUGAAUGAGCAAGUAAUUCUUGAAAAGCUGAAGAUUCAUCCACAGAAUGCCCGAGAAGCUGUCCUGGCAGCUAUGCAAGGUCCAGAGCGUCAGCAGUUGGAUGAGUGUGAAAAAACUUUUACAGAGAUCUUGCUCACACGGCUGUUAGUCAGACCUGAUGCCGCUGCUCUUUACUCCGAAGUGGUGCAUUUGCUUGGCAAAGCUUUAGAAGACUACCUCAUAUUGCAUGUGAAGUGGGUGCUGGAAAAUAAUGACAUGUUGCUGGGUCGCAAGUCUCUUCGUCAGCUUCUUGAUAACAUUGCAGCAAAGAGUGUGCCUGUUAGGGCAAGGCAGGUAAGAGCAUUGAACUGGCAGCCUCCCAGACCACUCCACAGAGAUUCGGAAGAGGCUGCUGAAAAGAAACAGUGGUCUCUGCAAGGGGGUGCAGCCUCACCUGAAGAAGGUGAACUUGAAGACGAACGGAUGGAUUGGCAGAAAUCUGAUGAGAAGCCAUCUCGACAGAGCUCUGGAACAUUGUCUGGUCUAACAUGCAAGCCUUUUGCAACUGAGAAGGCCUUGGCGGAUUUGGUCCUUCCUUGUCUGGCUCGAAGUUCUAUGGAUAACCGCAAUGGUUUUGCCCAUGAACUGGUAAAAGAGAUGAAUAACCUUGAGCAGCACAUAAGUAAUCUCACUCGAAAUAGUGGUCGAACAAUAGCAUCUACUUCUCCAGGAGGUGAUGGUAUUCUCGGCUCUAAAGGCUCCAGCGUCCGGAGAGGUGGUCGCAGUGGGAUGGAUGUUGGCAGUCCAGGUCUUGGUCGUAGAUUCACUGGUCCCGUUCCUGAAGCUGUUCCUGUGUCACCGGCAGCUUUGCAAACAUCUGUAUGGUUGCGGCUGCAAUUUCUGCUUCCACUUCUUCCUAUAAUCCUCGCUGAAAGAGAACAGCAGUCAGUGCCAAAUAAGCGUCAAACUCUUGCACCGGUACUACUCCGCUUGCUUGGGACAAGGAUUGUACAAGAGGAGACUGAUCCAUUAUGCUGCUGGGAUCCUUCAUCUUCAAAUGACUUCGAAAGAAACUCUCAAGCAACGUCUGCUGCUGCGGCUGCUUCUGCUGGUGAACCUUUAUUCGAUAGACUUCUGAGCAUUUUGCACGCACUUCUGAGCAAUACCUGGGCCGUGUGGCUCAAACCCCGCAAAGGUUCUGUUAAGCCCUUACGAGAUAUACCACCUUUCGAUAAGGAGGCGGCCGAACGCAUGCAGGUGGAUCUGGAGCACAUGCAGUUACCUUGUGGCAUUCGCGCCCGACUUCAGGCGGCCUUUCCCCUUCUUCCACCCACUCCUGUAACUACAGUUUCAGCAGCCCCUCCUCAAGUGCCUGUUUCAGUUUUAUCUCAACUGCAGGUCAAAGGAUUUAACAGCACUCUGGGGGUAUCCACAACUUAUCCAGGGUCAGCUCAGAAGAGUCUGUACCCUCUUGAAAACAAUGCCGGUAAAUUGAAAGCAGUGACUUCAGCAGAUUCCGAGAUGGAGGUUGAUCCCUGGACACUGCUUGAAGAUGGUGUGGGGGCUUCAAGUGGUCCAAUUGGAAGUGGAGAGGUUGGAAAUUUGAAAGCAUGCGCUUGGUUGAAGGGAGCUGUUAGGGUCAGGCGAACUGAUCUCUCAUACAUUGGAGCUGUUGAUGAAGAGCCUUGAUUGAGCUUACCUGGCGGAAGGCCUAUGCAUUUAAAAUAAUUGGAACGGUCUCUUACAGAAUGUAGGAUCUGUUCCAUUCCAUUUGUAUCAUAUCUCUCAUGUACACCAGUCUGAGAACAAUUCAACCAGGGCAUCUAAAUCCGUGUAUCAUCUGUUGGUUGAAGGAUGGAGCAAUAUUGCUCCUGUUGCAUGGGUUCUCUCAAGUUACUAGUAUACAUAAUGAGUUGGUGCAGCACGGCCUCAGUUAUAUGAGCAAAUGUCUUCACGCAGACCUAUGGAUGACCAUGGUUCGAUCGUUACAGGAGCGGCUGCUUGGUGAUGAAAAUAGAUUCUACAAACUACAAAUCCGCUUUCAACCGGUUUAGUAUUCCAUGCAUGUCUGUCCUUGUCGUAGGCUGUGUGAUAUUACUGUAACAUGAGCGUCCCUACUUGGUCUGAUGCAUGUGAUGACUCAUCAUGCAUGUGGAUCAAUGAAUCAUCAUUUUCAGUCAUCAUUACGACUUAUCACAUGAAAGUUUGUUGGUUUGUCUGUUACUUGACAAAGUCAUUUUAAGCGAGAUUCCCUUGCGUGUCAACUUUCA